This is a messenger RNA of Tachysurus vachellii, 3013 nucleotides long. RefSeq lists its product as uncharacterized. The record is from RefSeq and is a predicted model, not a curated record. The coding region runs from base 88 to 1125 and encodes 345 amino acids. NCBI's taxonomy places the organism in Eukaryota, Metazoa, Chordata, Actinopteri, Siluriformes, Bagridae. The transcript is spliced from 2 exons.
CUAUAAAGCUGUGGAGCUUGAAUGACUGCAGAGAAAAUCACGUUAGUACAUAUGAGACCAGACAAAGAAGAGAAAAUUUGACUCAAAAUGGGUAGAGUUAAAAAAGGACAGAGAAUGAAGAGGAAAGACUUGUGUGCAAUGGUUGGUGGCAUGGAUGCUUUGGUCAGAACAAUGAGGAGUGUUAACAUUUCAAAGACAGAUACAGGUUACUCUUCAAAAAUCUGGUCUGAACUCUCUCAGAGUCUGUUUGGUGAAGAUCAUAAGAAAAACCGUCAUUGGCUAUGGGUGAUGUGGACCGCAAACCGAAAUGGAGUAAAGGACUUGGUUACUAAACAACAGACAAAUGAUCCUCAGGUAAUGAAUAAUAAAGCAACUGAUUGUGAAACUGAGGAGCCAUCAGUAUUCAAGACAGACAAAAAUGAUGAAGAAAGACAGGUUACAGAAGAUGAACAACAGGAUGUGUCAUUGCAGAAUAUAGUUCAAGUGGAGGAAGCCAUCACAGAUGUUGAGGUAGAAUUAGACCAAAUUGAUGGAGAAGAUGAACAACAGAAUGUGUCAUUGCAGAAUAUAGUUCAAGUGGAGGAAGCCAUCGCAGAUGUUGAGGUAGUAUUAGACCAAAGUGAUGGAGAAGAUGAACAACAGAAUGUGUCAUUGCAGAGUGGCAUCCAAACUGAACAUGGAAAAAGAGGGAACACAAAACAAUGGAGAAAGAUGCCAGUGUGUUCAAAAAGGUUCAUAAUUACAGUGAACAGAAAGAAAUGGCAAACAGUUGUUCCACUGCAAGGUUCUACAAAACUGAGACAACCGUGGACCCAUGUAUUGUACAACAGUUUCAGAAAGAAAAAUCCUUGUUGUACCCUUUCCUUCAAGAGCCAGCAUAUUAAAACUCCUCACAGCCGGAAAAUUAAUAGUCCGUAUUUAAAUAUUACAGCAGUUUGUACAUUCCCUUCCUGCAGUGCAAAAUACUUCUUUAAAAGGAAAAAGGAGCCAGUGGCAGACAACCCAGUUAAGAUCUCUGUGCUACAAAAAGGACAAAUUGCACACAAAAAAAGUGAACGAAAAUUCAGACCAGCAACAAACACAAAGAAGAGGGAGAAAUGCAAGAGCCCUAGACAAAGGAGUUAGCCAAUUUUCUCACAGUAAACCUUAAAAAAAAAACAUUUCUGAACUAAUUUCUUGAAACAACGCAAAGUCUGAACAAAAAUGUUCUAAAAGUGAUUAGUUCAAAGUUUAGAAAGAGUAAAAGAAUUAAUGAUGAUGUUCAUGGAGAUGAACCUCACUCAAAAUAUCCUGAAGGAAUGUGACACCAAAUUUCACAAAAUGCCUGGGUACAUACAGAACUUUCAAGUGGACCCCUUCAGUGUACAUAUGUACACGGAAACAGGAGUAAGCUUAGUUGUGCAACACCUAAGAAAGAAGACUCCACUGACCCUAUACUGUACCUUGAUGCUACAGGAAAUGUUGCAUCAAAAGUUCCUGGUCAGACCAAAAGAGUCCUUUACUACUCUCUCAGUCUGCCUGGAUGUGGUCAGAAUGCUCCUCCCCUCCCUGUCUGUGAGAUGCUGACAAAUGAACACUCUAUUCCACAAAUCACAUUCUGGAUAAUGCAGUUCUUCCGAAAACUUUCACAGUACACAAAACUAAGAGUGCACCAGAUAGAAACAGACUAUAGCUGGACACUGCUCCAAAGUGUUCUUCUGUCAUUUAACAGGGAGAGCAUUGUCGACUACUUGGACAGGGCUUUUGACAUUUGUUCAAAACUGAAGACAUGGAAGGAUAUCAAAGCAUUUACAGUGCUACAAAUAUGUUCUGCCAAAGGUUUGAAUGAAUUUGCAACAUUUGCAUUUGCCAGGUUGCAAAACACUACCUCAAUGACCACACUGUGGUAGGCACUGUCUUAAUUGGGAAGCACAACACCAUUACUGUCAUGAUUAAUCUGAAGGCCAUGUAGGACUUAAUAAAAGAAGGCAAGAUUCCAGACAUAGAAGAUUUAGAGGACAAUUUACAGAACAGUCCCUUAACUCAGGAAGAAGAUGAAGAGGACUGAACAAAUGCCCACACUAUUGUUGGCAGAUCUCCCUUCACAUAAGAAUUCAAGAAGGUAUUGAAGGAGGUACAGGAAGAGAUUGAAAAAGGAUUCUGAGACUACAAACUAUAAAGAAAAUGCAUACUUCUGCCCAGGCAUUGUUGAUGUCCUUUUUGGCAACUAUCUUGGCAUUUUUUCCACUUUGGAGUGGUCUUCUGUUGGGGGAUUUGAAACGGUAUGCAGAUGGCAAUGAAGAUGACAGCUCUGUGCCAAUUAAAACAAGGGACACAAAUUGCCAUGUUGAGCGAUGGUUCGGAAUCGUGAAACAGUCAAUUCUGAAAAAACAAAGACGCCUUUAUGCCAGGAGCAUUUGUCAGAAAAAUGUAUGCCUCUUUACAGGGGAGGUACAUAGAACACAUAAUGGCUCAUAACUUCUCUGAACGGCUGCUACUCGAACACAUCCGAUGAAAAGCCCUAACUUAAUCUCAGGAAGGUUUGGCAAAGAGAGAGAGAGUCAAUCAAGAAAAAAAGCAAAGAUGUCAAUAACAGCAGUACUGACCUCACACAUAAAAUGUCUGAGACUGCCACAGAGGUAUGAUCUCUCAAAUAAUUUAAAUCAAAUUAUUGUCAUUUGUAGAGCUUAAAGCCACCUAUAGCACUAUAAAGCUAUAAAAACUAUAUUAAAUUGUGAAAUGUUUAGCAAUGGCACUUAAGGUGUGUUCACCCCAGGACACAGUCCAUCUUUAAAAAAAAAAAUGACACAAAUGAAAAAAAUAUUCAUGAUCACUAAAUGAAAUGUCAGCUGUCUGUACAAGGACAGUAGAAUGUGCUGUCAAAGUAGCCUAUUAAAAUGUUUUAAAUGGAUUUAAUAUGUAAUAUGGACACACAAACCUACUGAAAUUGUAGUUGCUGUUGUAAAGCAGGAACAGAGCCAGAAUUUCACUCUGCGGCACAGAGAGUUACAGACUUUGAGGCCUGAUGGACUCA